Messenger RNA from Notolabrus celidotus (New Zealand spotty), 1520 nucleotides. RefSeq names its product RAB GTPase activating protein 1-like 2 (gene rabgap1l2). The transcript has 8 exons. Bases 176 to 1234 code for a protein of 352 amino acids. The record is from RefSeq and is a predicted model, not a curated record. NCBI's taxonomy places the organism in Eukaryota, Metazoa, Chordata, Actinopteri, Labriformes, Labridae.
GAGAUACUGUCGUCACCCUGGUGUCACAGCGUGUCAAACACUCCAGGUUGAUUCUGCAGAUUUCUCUGAUUUGAAGCCGGAUUAGAAGAGCCACCUGCAAGAGGCAGCAGUGGUUUGUUGUGAUUGCUGUUGUUGUCAGCGUCAGCUGCUCUUCGGGCUGCAUAUUUUUGGCAAGAUGAUGGAGGAGGUGUCUGACAUGAUGGCUUACGAUGCCCAAGUUAUGGCGCAGAUGAGCGAAGAGGAGAUCCUGGCUUGCCUGGUUGAUGAAACGGGACCUAAAUUCACAGUUCCAACAAAGAAGGCAAAAAUGGGAGAGAGCCUGCUGCAGAUAAUGGAGGAUGAAGAAGAAGACCCCUUGGACAAAUACCUGAGGGAGAACCGUCAGCUCCUGCAGGUCAGCCUGCGUCUGGAGCAGGAGAAUGACGACCUCGCCCACAGACUCAUCAGCAGCAAGGUCGCCCUGAGGAACGCUCUGGACAAGGCAGAGGACAAAGUGGAUGAACUCGUCAAAGACCUUCUGCAGACCAGACAUCAACUAGCGGUCACAGAAGAGGAGAAGAGAGGGACAGAUGAGGAAACUGCAAAGUUAAAGGAAGUGUUUAGGAGAGAGCUGGAGAAAGCUGAGCAGGAAGUCAAAAGGUCUUCUGGUAUCGUUGCAGACUACAAACAGAUCUGUUCUCAGCUGACAAAUCGUCUGGAGAAGCAGCAGGCCGCCCACAGAGAAGAGUUAGAUUCACUCAAGAGUGCAAUAAAAGCUUGCUCACGCUGUCAACACCUCGUAGAUAAAUCAGAGGAACCAUCCACCACAGCUCAGAACUCUGAAGCUACAGAGGGCUUUCUGAUGAAUGAACUGGGCCUGGAUGAGGACAGCGAAAGUUCCAAAAAAGCUGAACCGAGGAGAGACGAGGAGAAGGAGUUCCUUAAGGCCCAGAUCAGGGAGCUGGAGAAGGAGCUAGCACAGACCAAACUCCAGAUGGUGGAAUCCAAGUGCAACAUUCAGGAGCUGGAGCACCAGAGAGGAAUCCUAGCAAAUGACCUCCAGGAAGCAAAGAACAGCUGGAUCAGUAAGGCCUUCACCUCUCUGCGGACUUCAAGUGGAGGUGGGCUUCCCAGCAUGAGCAUACCCAGUGAUGGAGCCCCCACAGCUGGAUGGAACCUCAACAGUAGCUCCCUCUCUGGAUGGAGCACCAAGAAGCUGUCAUGGCCUCACAAAGACAAUAGAGAAAAGGUCUGAUCUGCUCGUACUGUGACAGCACAGAUCAAAUAAAACUGGACUCAAUACAGUGAUACAGACCUGUGUACAUAAUGUAAUAUUGCUGCUGUUUAUUGUUUUGUACACUAGGGGACAAUCUAGAGCAAAACAGGAGCAGAGGAGAGUACCUGAGAGCAUAUCCAGGUGCAGGCAGACAUGUACUCUCUUGUCUGCUCCCAACUUUCCAAGUAUUUUUAACUCUGACAAAGUAUUUUCUCUGCCUGUAAACUAGAUGCAUGUGCCAUGAAUGUUUUUUAUUGUAAACAAU